AUCAUUGGAAUGUCAAAUCUAAGAGAUCUGAUUGGUCAGUUAGGUGAGAAGGAAGAUCGUGUGUAGUGUACCUAGUAAUGUUUGCUCCUAUUUAGUACAUACUCUAAUAACCAUUCGUACAUUUCAAUCCUAUAUCUAUUAACCCACACCCACAGAUUACUAAGUACUUCACCCCCCCCCGAAAAUAUGAUGUGGCACUAAAACUUACUUAAUCGAUAGUGAAAAAGGCCUUAGUCUGAGAAAAACCCCACCUAAAGAUUUCUCCCCACCAUCAUUAACGAUAAACCUGAAAAAAAGGUCGACUUCGACAAAAUCCAUCCAACAGAGAGAGAAAUCAAAAGUAUCUCUUUUCUUCAACUAUCGAUUAUUGAUUAUUAUCACGACAACUUCAAAUAAUUAAUCAAAAUGGUUUCAGCAUCGAAAGCCGCUCGUGAUGCGAAGAGGGCCGCUGAAGGAAAGCCAGCAAAGAAGACGGUUGCCUCCAAAUCAAAGGCUGGCUCCCAGGCUGCAUCUGGCACUACAACUCCUGGCGAAGUAGCCCUCGACGCCAAUGGAAAUGUUCUUCCCGACGAGGAGCAACCUGCGACGAAGGAUAUGGAUGAAAUCAAGAGAUUAGCUGCACAAAUGGAUAAACAUGGUCUCUCUGAUCGUGUCACAACCGGUGUUCUCAGCUCUCUCAAACAAAGUCGUGACGUUAAGAUUACAUCUGCAUCGCUGGUUUUCCACGGUCGUGUCCUUUUGAACGAUACAACACUCGAGCUUACAUAUGGACGUCGAUAUGGUCUUUUGGGAGAGAACGGUUGCGGAAAGUCAACUCUCCUCAAAGCGAUCGACAUGCGCGAAUACCCUGUCCCAGAUCAUGUCGAUAUCUACUUAUUAAACGAGGGUGCUCCUCCUAGUAAUUUGGGUGCCUUGGAAUGGGUCGUCAGAGAAGCAGAGAAUGAAAUGAAGAGACUUGAUGACGAGGCCGAGCGAUUGUUGGAGGAGGAAGGACCAGAGAGUCCAGUUCUUUUGGAUCUCUAUGAGGUAAAAUUAUCCAGGUGCAAGAUAUCCUUUCGUACGUUGCUAACCAUUCAUAGCGUAUGGAUACCAUGGAUCCAUCCACCUUCUCCACCCGUGCAUCCCUCAUUUUGACUGGUCUCGGUUUCAACAAGGUCACUAUUCACAAGAAGACUAAGGAUAUGUCUGGUGGAUGGCGUAUGCGUGUGGCUUUGGCUAAAGCUCUUUUCGUCAAGCCUUCCCUUCUUCUUCUCGAUGACCCUACCGCACAUUUGGAUUUGGAAGCUUGCGUGUGGUUGGAAGAAUAUUUGAAGAAAUGGGACCGAACUCUUAUCCUUGUUUCUCACUCUAUGGAUUUCCUCAACGGUGUUUGCGGCAACAUGAUCGAUAUGCGUUCCAGACAACUCAUCUAUUAUGGUGGUAACUACGAUUCUUACGCAAAGACUAGAUCUGAACAGGAGGUCAACCAAAUGAAGGCCUACCAAAAACAACAAGAUGAAAUUGUUCACAUCAAGAAAUUCAUUGCUUCAGCUGGUACCUAUGCCAACUUGGUGCGCCAAGCCAAAUCCAGACAAAAGAUUUUGGACAAGAUGGAAGCCGAUGGUUUCAUUCAAAAGGUUGAGGAAGAUCGUGUCUUCACUUUCCGUUUCGCAGAUGUUGAGAAGCUUCCACCACCAGUUUUGUCAUUUGACGAUGUUACUUUCUCCUACUCUGGUGACUCUAAGGAUGAUCUUUACCGCAACCUUGACCUCGGUGUUGACAUGGACUCCCGUACUGCUCUUGUCGGACCUAACGGUGUUGGUAAAUCCACCCUCCUCCGUCUUAUGACCGGAAAGCUUUCUCCCACCGGAGGAACUGUUUCCCGUCACACACAUUUGAAGAUGGGUGUUUACUCUCAACAUUCUUCGGAACAAUUGGAUCUUACCAAGUCCGCCUUAGAUUUUGUUAGAGAUAAGUAUGCCCAUAAGAGUCAAGAUUACCAAUACUGGCGUCAACAACUUGGAAAGUAUGGUCUCAGUGGUGAAUCUCAAACGGCAUUGAUGGGUACUCUUUCCGAAGGACAAAAGUCCAGAAUUGUUUUUGCUUUGUUGGCUAUUGAUGGACCAAAUAUGUUGUUGUUGGAUGAACCUACCAACGGUUUGGAUAUUCCUACCAUUGACAGUUUGGCUGAUGCUAUCAACGCUUUCACUGGUGGUGUUGUUGUUGUUUCGCACGAUUUCAGGUAAGCAAUUUUUCCAUCGGACCAAAAUGAAAGUAUGCUAAUAAUGUAUAGAUUGCUCGAUAAGAUUGCUAAGGACAUCAUGGUUUGCGAGAACCAAACCAUCAAGAGAUGGGAUGGUACGAUCGCCGAGUACAAGAACCACUUGAGAAAGAAGAUGGUUUCUGCAGGUGCUGUUUAAAGUGGCUAUAUAUUCACAAUAACUCGUGCAAUAUCCCGUCGAAACAAAAAGUUUGAUUUGAUACAUUGAUGGACGACUUAACAUUUGAAAUAUGGGUGGCAUUCACCAAGGCUAUUGGCCAUUCCCUCACGGUCCAAAACUGAGGUCGGGGAGGGAUUGGGGCGGUGCAGGAUUGUUGUAACACCGCUUUCUUUUGGUGGGAUAGAAUGCGAGUCUGUUUAGAUGGCGUUAAUUUGGUUGAAAUCUUUAAAAAACAUUAUUAAAAAACACUUUUAGGACUGUGACGUGAUUGAUGGUUGAUGGGUGAUGUGAAUGUGGUGUAAAGGGACUUGUAAC
Messenger RNA from Sclerotinia trifoliorum, 2735 nucleotides. The record is from the annotation of a GenBank genome assembly. NCBI's taxonomy places the organism in Eukaryota, Fungi, Ascomycota, Leotiomycetes, Helotiales, Sclerotiniaceae.